ACGAGAACAGUGGAUGGGAACAAGGAAGAGGAGAAGUCGGUGGGCUGUCUUCCGUCAGAAUUGUGCCUGAGACAGCCCCCACCCACCGCCCCUACCCCAAAUCGAGAAGGUCACUCGCCUGAAGACAACAGAGGCAGUAGCCGACAAAGGCGAGAGCAGGAAGGAGGGAGGGUGAUUCUCUCCUCCGCUCCCUUCCCCAGCGGGAUGGUGCUUACCUCUGCGGUGAACGCGGACGGCGGCGGUGCGGACGAAGAGAGCAAACCGCGGCGGAGGAGAAGGAAGCGGAGGGGGCGCGGCCAGCGGAAGAAGAACAGCCCCGAAGAAAUCCUCGCCUCGCUAUACGUCCGCCGGUGGGCCUUCCCCGACGCCCCGCUCAACGAUGCGGACGGCGAUGAUCCCGUCAGACCCGCUGGGAAAAUGGUGUUCGAGUUCCACUCGCACUCUACCUGCAGCGACGGGUUCUUGUCGCCGACGGCGCUUGUGGAGAGAGCGCACGCCAGAGGGGUGAAUGUACUUGCUUUGACGGAUCAUGACACCAUGGCUGGUGUAGCAGAGGCUGUGGAAGCUGCCAAUAAGUUCGGCAUCAGGAUCAUUCCUGGAGUUGAGAUAAGUGCAGUAUAUUCUCCUAGGGAAGAAUCUGAAACUGAGGAACCUGUUCAUAUACUUGCUUACUAUGGUAGCUGCGGACCUUCGCGGUUCGAAGCUUUAGAGAAAGUGCUGAGCAGCAUUAGAGACGGUCGAUAUCUUCGGGCAGAAGAAAUGGUGUUCAAACUGAGUAAACUCAAUUUGCCUCUUAAGUUGGAUGUCGUCGCGAAGAUCGCCGGCAAUGGUGUGGCGCCCGGAAGAGUUCAUGUGGCUUGUGCCAUGGUUGAAUCUGGUUAUGUUCAGAAUCUGAAGCAAGCUUUUAGCAGAUAUUUGCAUGAUGGUGGUCCUGCUUAUGCCAAGGGCACUGAACCUUUUGCCGAAGAUGUCGUUCGAUUAAUUUGCCAUACUGGGGGAGUCGCUGCUCUGGCUCAUCCGUGGGCAUUGAAGAAUCCUGUCGGUGUCAUCAGGAGCUUGAAAGACUCAGGACUUCAUGCGAUUGAGGUUUACAGGAGCGAUGGGAAGUUGUCUGGGUUUAGUGAUUUGGCUGAUAGAUACGAGCUUGUGAAAAUUGGAGGAUCCGAUUACCAUGGACGAAGCGGACAAGACGAGCCUGAUCUGGGCAGCGUCGCCAUUCCCGUCCUCGACGUGUAUGAAUUUUUGAUUAAAGCGCAACCUGCUUGGCGCGUUGCUAUGCAAGAUAUGCUGUCGGCCAUGGCGGACGAGCCCUCUGAUAUCAAUCUACAGAAGAUUAGGGCUUCAUUUCUUGGUAAUCAGGAACCAGAGGAUCCUGAGCUAGAUGCCAUCAGGGUUAAACUGUCCGGGACUGAACUUUGUAAUAGGAAGAAAUGCUCGUGAUAAGGCACACAGAUCGUUGGGGUUUCACUUUUAUUGAAUAAUUUUGAGUAUCAUCUGUAAUUUCAAUGAGAUUGAAAAGAAAAAGAAAAAAAAAAUACUACAAGUGGACUCAGAACUGCGAUUAAUUCA
Zingiber officinale is the source of this 1569-nucleotide messenger RNA. Its product is annotated as 5'-3' exoribonuclease-like. The record is from RefSeq and is a predicted model, not a curated record. Bases 205 to 1440 code for a protein of 411 amino acids. Gene Ontology annotation, molecular function: 5'-3' DNA exonuclease activity; 5'-3' RNA exonuclease activity. Lineage: Eukaryota; Viridiplantae; Streptophyta; Magnoliopsida; Zingiberales; Zingiberaceae. The transcript has 6 exons.